Penaeus monodon (black tiger shrimp) is the source of this 443-nucleotide messenger RNA. Its product is annotated as pro-resilin-like. The coding region runs from base 10 to 378 and encodes 122 amino acids. Gene Ontology annotation, cellular component: extracellular matrix. The transcript is spliced from 2 exons. The record is from RefSeq and is a predicted model, not a curated record. NCBI's taxonomy places the organism in Eukaryota, Metazoa, Arthropoda, Malacostraca, Decapoda, Penaeidae.
UCAUACAACAUGACACUGAAGGCAAUUAUACUCUCCGCUCUUGUGGCCGUUGCCCUCUCCCGCCCUGAAAACACACCAUCCUAUAGCUAUGGUGUCACAACGCCGUCCUAUGGAUAUGGUGUAACAACGCCCUCUUCAGCACCCGCCAAGUACGACUUCAACUACGCCGUCAACGACCCACCAUCUGGCAACGACUUCGGCCAUCAGGAGGCCCGAGAUGGCCCCAACACUCAGGGUUCCUACUUCGUUCUCCUUCCCGACGGUCGAAUUCAGAGGGUCACCUACAAUGUGAACGGUGAUUCUGGAUACGUGGCCGAUGUCACUUACGAGGGUGAUGCGACACCACGCCCCUAUACACCCGCUCCCCAGUAUGCUUAAAGAUUUCGUUUCAUUAAUAGCAUCCUCAAAUUCUGUAUAUAUAAGUUAAUAAACUAGCAUAUGCA